AUGGGGAAUGGGGAGAGCACUCCGACUGUGGAGUAUGCCAACAAAUACAGGGACGUCACAGAGAAAAAGGUCAAAGAGGCCGCGGAGGAGAAGAGACGAGAAUACGAGGAGCAGGAGAGCGAAGAAGACGCGCGGCUCAGACAGCUGCAAGAGGAAGCCCGCACCAGGAGGGUGAAGCUACUUGAUUAUAGCUUUGGGGAUGUCCACGGGCCACGCUACUUCGCCAAAGUUGACAUCAGUGACAUGAAAGAGGGAGGUCUAAGGAUCGGGUUGUUCGGACCAUCUGGAUCAGGAAAAAGCAGCUUCAUCAACACGUGCGAGAUGGCUCUGAAGCCAGGCCUUCGGAAAGGAACUGCAGAUAUUCAAUCUGGCGGUGGGGAGGGUACCAUCACCAUUCAAAAGUUCCUGGACGACCUUGAUAAUGACUUCCAUCUUGUCGACACUCGAGGAUUCUUCAAACAUGACGCUGAGGAGUUUGCAGCGCUAACCAACAUCGUCUUUGGACGGAUCAAACCUGACCAGAAAAUCAAAUUUGAAGUGAAUGCAGACAACGCAGACUCGGAGGAGUAUUUCCGCAACUGGCUCCACGCUAUCAUCAUAGUUCUGUCGGCGGAUGACCCUCGUCUAAGAAAUGGCCACACUCACCUGGACAAUUUGAAUAUUGUGCGCGAGUUUAUGCGCCCUAGAGGAAUAGCACCGAUUACGGUAAUCACUCAUCGCGACAGAAUUGGUGAAAGUCAGGAAGAGCUGGAGGAUGUCUUGGCCAAGGCAUCCGCGGCAACCGGCAGCGCCCGAGACCACACUUUCUUUGUUACCAACUACCACGUAGACAAGAAGGAAAGGGAUUACAACACUGACAUCGAAGCCAUGAAAGUCAUGAGGUCGGCACUAAUGGUUGCGGAGAGAUACGUGAAGAUCCACAAGCAACAAGAGCAGUACAAGAGGGAGAGCGGAGUGACGGGAAAUCAGGCAGGACCCCAAGAAACUGUGGAAGACUUUUUUCGUCGCCUGUCUUCGAAGAAACACAUCCCGUUUGACCGAUUACAACCCAUCAUUGACAACCUGAAGAAAGAAGACAUCACCACGUCCAAGUCCCUGAGUGACAACUGGUCAGACGUCCAGGGAGAACUGCCAAUGAGCGAGCGGAUGAAAGGCUACAUCGACAAGGAACUAGCUGACACAUUCAAAGAACUGACUCUAUAA
Messenger RNA from Branchiostoma belcheri (Belcher's lancelet), 1203 nucleotides. RefSeq lists its product as uncharacterized. Lineage: Eukaryota; Metazoa; Chordata; Leptocardii; Amphioxiformes; Branchiostomatidae. The record is from RefSeq and is a predicted model, not a curated record. The transcript has 8 exons. The coding region runs from base 1 to 1203 and encodes 400 amino acids.